AUGCUCUUCACGGUGGCCUUCGCCUUUACCACCGCUAUUACACUCCUCCUCGGCACUCAAAUCUUCGCAAACCCCCUGCCACAGGACUUACCGGGUGGCUCUCCCGCUCAAAUCCUUCAUCCCAAAGAACACUGUGUCAACACGCACAGUGUCAUAAGAGAUCGGUUCAAUCCGAAAGACCACUACUUUGUAGCGAACGCCUAUACAAAGCCGCCCCCUUCUACAAAUCUUCGUCGGGCCCAUGCAAAUUAUAGUUUCCCCAUCUAUGACCAAGGCCGGACAGGCUCUUGUACCGCAAAUGCUGUUACUGCAGCAUUGUGGUAUGAGGAGAACGCUGGGUUUCGUCAAAGUUUCUGGGGUACUGGAGGUCCUUCACGUCUCUUCGUCUAUUGGAUUGCCCGUGGAGCCUUCAAGAAUAAUAAACAUCACAAUGUUUUCAAUGCCACUGAUCAUGGCGCGAAAACGCGGAAUACCGUGAGAGGCAUUGCCGAAGUCGGUGUGUGCUUGGAAUUCUUCUGGCCUUUUGUCAACGAUACAGCGAUCCGAAUGAGAGUCAUUGUAGAAAGGCCCAACCUUUACGGCGAGGCUUUCGAAGACGAAGCGAAGAAACGAAGAGAUCGCGUUGUCAACGCGAAGCCAACUGCUCUUGCUUUCGAUGUUGCAGCGCAGCAUAAAUUUGCCUACUACUAUCGACUGGAUCCUGGUCGGCCAGAAGAUUUUGACAGCCCGCUGGACCAGGUGAUGAAGGAACAAGUCGGGAAAACUACCCUUGAAAACUUGAGGAAUUGUUUGGCUGAAGGCUUCCCCGUUAUUUUCAGCUUCUGGUUCUACCAAGACAUCGACAUUAUGUUCAACCAGACUUAA
Molecule: messenger RNA, 864 nt
Organism: Bacidia gigantensis
Lineage: Eukaryota; Fungi; Ascomycota; Lecanoromycetes; Lecanorales; Ramalinaceae
Exons: 2
Coding region: 1-864 (287 amino acids)
Source: RefSeq, a predicted model, not a curated record